CUCUUACUGGAAUACUAUAUGAAGUAUGUCAGAUCCUAGAACUUGUUUGCUUGCUCUGAGCUGACAUGAACUUUUAUUGCCAGUUCUGAUAAACUUUCCUCUUUUUUUUUGGUUUGAAAAAGGUUCCGUUUUCACUUAUAGUAACUUAUAGCAGGAGAUGAGAUAUACAUAGAUAUACUUACUUACACCUCAUCACAAAAUGUUGAAAUUCACCUCCCUUGAUACCUUACCCGACGAAUUAGUUCUCCUCAUCCUUGAGUUCUCUACUUUACCCAACAACACUUUAGUUUGCAGGUGUCCCAAACGCCCAAGCCAUGACACUGCCAAAGCCUUGACACUGGUAUCCCGGCGUCUGAACCAGCUAGCCACGUCUUUCCUCUACCGCGACCUCACCUUUACUGUAUCGUCGUCCGCCGAGCUGCAUCGCACGGAUAUAUCACUCCGCCGCUAUUGUCGGCACUUGCUUAUUUGGGGCACCGAUCGUCCACUCCUCGCCACACCGGAAUGGGACCCGCUGAUCACAGAUGACUUCCUAACAGGCUGCGCGCGAGUCCGGUGUCUGACUGUGCGCGGGGGCUUUCAACGAUACCACAGCGAAACCUGGGACCUGAUCUCCCGUCUUCUAGCCAACACCCCGGACCUCAAGCACUUGCGUCUCGAGAAACACAACGAUGCUUUUGACCUCCCCACCGUGGUGAAAUACGUCCAAGGCUCGGCGCUCCAGCACCUAGCUCUCCACGGGAUCUCAAAAUCAGCAUCAGCCGAACCCCUUCUGGAUAGCGCGCAGGCCGGCACCGCCCCCUUCACCUCCCUAAUGCUCUCCGACUACGAGGAAGACGCCGACAGCACCGCCACCCUGAUCCGCUGGCCCGCGCACCUCCGGCACUUCAGCCUCGAGAGCCGGCCAACCGGGCGCCACAGCAUCACCCCCUCCAUGGUCGGCUCCUGGCUCUCCUCCCACCAAGACACGCUCGAAAGCCUGACGCUCGGCGCCCUGUCCGCCGCCUCCACCACGAGCCACCUGCCCGACGCAUCGCGCUUCCCGAAGCUGAGGGUGCUCGCGCUGUCGAAGUACUACUUCGCGCACCCGCUCGCCUACGACGAGGCGGAGGCGGCGAUGCUGCUCGCGCCAUGCCUCGAGAGCUUCACCUGGAACCUCAACGCGUACGCCGGCGCCGCCGAGUCGUGGGAUACCUUUGGCGAGCGCGAGGAGCUGUGGCUGCGGCAGUUUGCGACAGCGGCGUCGAAGACGGUGCCGCUGAAGUCGAUCCACGUGGUUUUUGGGCCGAACUUUUACUCGCCGGACGAGGAGACGGGGUUCCCGUGGGAUGGGCUGGGGAGGGUGGCGGGGUUUUGUAGAGGGUUGGGGAUCGAGGUUACGUAUACGGAGCCGCCGUUGAGUAAGGGGGAGUGGUUGGCGUCGAGGCGGGUGCUGGAGAAGGAGGAGGUGGUGAAGGCGUGAGGGUUGAGGGGAUGGCGGGGGGAGUGUGAUUUAGCGAGCAUGUUAUUUUUGUGCAAUGGCAUGAUUAGUUGAAAGGCGUAUUCGUACUAAGUGAAAAAUAUCUAUGGAUUUUAUAUCAGGUUACGCGGUAUGCUCGCGGGCAGUAUUGUGGGAUGAAAAAUAUAAUCUGGCAUACCAAGACUCGCAACAUAGGUACCUAGUACCUAGGCAGGUACCCCCUAUUUCGUGGAGUAUGGUAAGUCAAGCAUCUACUUCGUUAAUACACCUACUUUGUCUGUACCUAGGUAGGUAUAUAAAACUGCUUCCAAGUUUAUUAUGGGUUGAUGCGCAUUACCGUGGUUCAAAGUAUCACAGAUGGUGAAGCCCAGGUUUAGUGACGCCUUGCACCCGGGCAUGCGGGUUGAUUUGGAAUUACCUACCGGUCAAAAUAUUACGCCGAAAAUC
This is a messenger RNA of Hypoxylon fragiforme, 1906 nucleotides long. RefSeq lists its product as uncharacterized. Bases 200 to 1462 code for a protein of 420 amino acids. The transcript has a single exon. The record is from RefSeq and is a predicted model, not a curated record. NCBI's taxonomy places the organism in Eukaryota, Fungi, Ascomycota, Sordariomycetes, Xylariales, Hypoxylaceae.